This is a messenger RNA of Ectocarpus siliculosus, 1181 nucleotides long. The record is from the annotation of a GenBank genome assembly. Lineage: Eukaryota; Phaeophyceae; Ectocarpales; Ectocarpaceae.
CCUCACAAAAACCAGCAAGCCACACGAGUCUCCACCUCCUAACAGCAGCAGCCCAACAGCAGCGCGCCCACAGAAGGAACACCGGAAGAGGAAAAGGUUGACGCAACACUUACACCAUGGAAGUCCAAUUCGAUGCAUUCUACCGCACCCCGGAGACGGGCCUCAAAAUUCCCGAGAAGCCGGCCACCCCCACGCCGGCUGCUACCCCCACCGCAACCACUACUGCUGUACAGCCGGAAUCAACACCGGCACCGGGAGCGACAGUAGUGAUUCGUGGCUGAGAUCCGGUUGGCCUGUGCUUUGAUUGAUGGCUUGUCGGCUUACCUCGCGGUAAGGCUGCGCGUGUAUUUAGUACCGGGAGUGAGGGAAUGUCCAAAAAUGCCGUCCGUUGCUGCCAGGUAGCGGUUCCAAACGUAUUUACUCUACGAGUAGUAGUUUGUCUAAUGUUAUUAUGGGUUCACACGAGUACAUGCGGCUGUUCGGUGUAGUUUGGUUGUUUUGUGUGUGGACGACGGGACAAUUUGACGGAAACAUGUGUCAGUUUCGGUUUGCCGCCCGAUCCCGGCGUUCCGAAGGAGAACUUGAUACGCGGAGGCAAAGGUCGUUUUAGUUCGUUAUGCUUGCUGAUUUUGGUGCCAAGCGUUUCGGAGCUUCGUGUUGUCGUUUGUGUAUGUCUUUGUUUGUAGUUGCCGGAUGUCUAAUCGUGGUGUAUGUGUAUGCGGGCUGAUCAGAGGUUUGGAAGCGAGAAAUUCGAAAUUCGUAGCCAGCCGCGGGGCAACAUGCCCAGGUACACGAGCCAGUCUACAUGUUUCCGCUGGCUGCUGUGUUGCGCUUGACUUUGUAUCAAUGUAUCGAUAUCGUGGAUGUCGUUUUUCAUCACACCCUUGUCCCAUAUGGUAUGCGUACACGAUCGCUAGCAUGAAAGGAUCUCCGUUCGAUCGCACGGCGAUACGUUGGGUUUUGGUUCGUUUGGUGUUAAUGGGCAAUUCGGCGGGAGCCCGAGAGCGUUUUCAAGUGGUGUUUUGUGUUGAAUGGUUUGUUUCGAUAACAGGGGGGUAGGGGGGGGCGCAGAGUUCGACUGCCAGUGUUGUUGUUCGGAGCUCCGCCAAGAGGAGGGAUUGUGUGGAAAUUGAUCAUCUCAGGAUUUAACUAAUUGUGGAUAAAACAUCGAAGGAAUCAUC